Molecule: messenger RNA, 2453 nt
Organism: Dicentrarchus labrax (European seabass)
Lineage: Eukaryota; Metazoa; Chordata; Actinopteri; Moronidae
Gene: tmem265
Product: transmembrane protein 265
Exons: 2
Coding region: 714-1778 (354 amino acids)
Source: RefSeq, a predicted model, not a curated record
CAGCGUUGAGUGAGUUUCUCUCCCUCGUCCUCCCCUCCGUGUUGCAGCGCUCUGCCUGCCUCCUCUCUCAGCAUGAGCCAUCUUCUCGGUUGGAUCAGUCUGCGGUCUCCACUUUAACGAUUCCGCGUCGCCGCUGAUGCCGCCGCCGCUCCACUUCUGACCGACUUCCCCAGCUGGAGCCCGACCGAGCAGCAGCAGCAGCAGCAGCAGCAGCUGCCCCCCUGAACGGCUCUCUGCCCCCGCUGCUGUGUCAAAAGAUAAACCCGACACCAGCAGAAAACCGACACUGCGGGAGGUGACAGAUCCAGAACCAGAUCGAGCCCUCUGCAACAAAAACCGCGGAGCCCCAUCGGAGAAUAUCGGCCACGCCAGAUCUGCACGGAGGGGGGAAAUCUUGAUAAGUGUGAACCGGGGUUUCUUUUUUUUUUUUGUUCCUACAAACUCGGAUGUGCUUGAUGUGGCAGUGGCGGUGACUUUCCCCUCUUCCAGCCCUCGAGAUGAGCCUUCUCCCGGAACCUGCCUGUGUACAAACAGCCGGACUGUGGGAAUAGGACUUUAUCACCGAGCCCGGCUCAUCAACGACAAUAAAAGAGACUUUAUUGGUCACCGACGGAGCUUGUACUUGGUGGGAGAAAAAAAAAAAAAAACGCAUAUUACUCGCUAUAAAUCAAGCCAGGAGGAUCGAGCCCAAGUGCAAGACGAAUGGUUUGGGCAUGGUGCCCACGCCCCAGGUGUGCGUAUCAACCCUGGUCACGGUGAGCACGAUGGCAGUGGUGGACCUCUACCUGCUGGAACAGAGCAUGCUGGGAGCUCGGGGUCUUCCAGGACCUAGUGUGUGGCAGUAUGCGGCAGUGUUGCUAGGUGAUGUGGGCUUCCUGCUCGCGCUGCGCUUUGUGUCAGCCGGCGUGGUGUCAGAGGCGCGGUCGCCACGCCGUGGUUUUGCCAACGCCCUCUGGUUCCUUUUCCUGUCCUUGCUCCAGCUCAAGCUCUUCUUCGUUUGCCAUAACUACAGGCAGGAGCGCCGGCCGCCUGACCCGCUGGCCAGGAAGACCCUGACGCUGCUCCUAUCCAUCUGUCUGCCAUCCCUGUUUCUUAUCCUGACGGGAGCUGACCACAUGACCCCGCAGCGCAGGAAACAGGAGGUGCGGGGCCGGCUCCUGUGGGUGGUGGUGGACCUGCUGGAUGUGCUGGACCUGCAGGCGGGGCUGUGGGAAGCCCAAGGAGGGGCUGCAGCAGGGACUGGAGGCGUUGUUGAGCAGAGGCUGCCCAUCUGGGCCGAGGGCCUGGUCUUCUUUUACUGCUACGCCCUCCUGCUGCUGCUGCCUUGUGUGGCCCUUACAGAGCUGGGGGCCACCGGCCUGCCAGGACAGAGGGGGCCUCGUAAGGAGGCUUUGUACCCCUGGCUCAGCUUGGUUACUAUCAAUAUCUUCACCCUGGCCCUGAGGGGCACAGGCAUGCUGUGGUACAGGGACUCACGUGUAUCCACUGUGUUCCUGGGGAAGAACCUGUUGGCUCUGGCUGUGAAGCUGAGCUCAGCCUGGGAGAAACACAAGCAGGAGGGCAGUGCUGCAGGAGCUGGGACUGUGGCUGGAGCAGAACCAGGAGACUCGACCUUGCCAAGCCAGAGCUCAGGGCAGGGAGAGGGCCAGGCCCAGGGGAAAGCUCCUCCCUCUCAUUAUCACACACUGUCUCGCUCCCAAAGCCACACUCUCUCCCAUGUCAGCCUGGAGCCUACAGAGACACCCUUAGGACCCUCUUUCAUCUCCCAUGAACUCUAGAGAGUCACUCUGAAUAUGCGCGCAUGCACAAAAGCAUGUACCCACACCCAAAACUCGGACCAGCCAGGCCAGUAUCACAUCCAAACAGAUAUUGAAUUUCAGUAUAACGGUGAUGGGUAUAAUGCAAAACUGUGUAAAUGCAUUUGGCAAGCUUGGCUUUCGGCACAUUUUGUUGUGCUAAGAAUAACUCAAAAUGCAUUGCUGUGAUUUGUGGGACUGUAUUUUUAAAUUGAACACUGUGAACACAUUCAUCAGACUGUACAGAAUAUUCAAGAAACUGGAAAGAAAAGUGGAAAUCGAAUAGUGGUUAUUCCCUUUUUUAAUCAGGGCGCGACUGUCCAAACUGCCACAGGAUUUAAUUUGUUGCAUUCAGACACCUUUGAGGUUUUCUGUUUACAGGAAAAAUCAUCUGUGGUUUAAUUGUUAAAUUUGAGUUCAGUUCUUGUGGUUUGUGGGGAGGGGAUCAAUGUUCUUCUGCCAUCCAAAAUACAGACUUUGACCUUUAGUGUACAUUUUCUCUGUCACUUUAGAGGGAAUCUUCACAGAGAAAAGUUUAAUACAGAGGGGUGAUGAUUUAUUUUCCCCCUUCAGUACCACAGAGACAUGAUUCAAAAGCCAUCUACCAGUAAAACUCACUCUACACACAGUGCUCCAGUAUUUCAAUGUAGAGUCUAU